Molecule: messenger RNA, 2572 nt
Organism: Dioscorea cayenensis subsp. rotundata (Guinea yam)
Lineage: Eukaryota; Viridiplantae; Streptophyta; Magnoliopsida; Dioscoreales; Dioscoreaceae
Product: transketolase, chloroplastic-like
Biological process (GO): pentose-phosphate shunt
Cellular component (GO): cytosol
Molecular function (GO): transketolase activity
Source: RefSeq, a predicted model, not a curated record
AUCGAGAAAAAGAGAGAGAGAGAGGAAUGGCCGCUUCGACGUCGCUGACCGCCGCCCAGGCCCUAAUCGGCCGCGCCGUCGCCGGCGCCGGUCAGUCACCGGCCCACACGGACCGAUUGGCGCUCCCGACCGGCUUCGGACUCAGCGCCCUCGCUGGCCGAGCCUUGAAGACUUCGGCUCGGCAGCAGCAGCGUGUGGCUCGCCCACGUCGUGCUCCGAUGGUGCUGGCGGCGGCGGUGGAGACGCUGGAGGGGACUGCGGCUGCGGCUCCGCCGGCGCUUUUGGAGAAGUCGGUAAACACUAUCCGGUUCCUGGCGAUUGAUGCGGUGGAGAAGGCGAACUCUGGGCAUCCUGGGCUUCCUAUGGGAUGUGCUCCCAUGGGCCAUAUCCUCUACGAUGAGGUCAUGCGGUAUAAUCCCAAGAAUCCCUACUGGUUCAACAGGGAUCGCUUCGUCCUUUCGGCCGGCCAUGGGUGCAUGCUCCAAUACGCACUUCUUCAUCUCGCUGGGUACGAUAGCGUCAAGGAUGAAGAUCUGAAGUCUUUCAGGCAGUGGGGAAGUAGAACUCCCGGCCAUCCUGAGAACUUUGAGACACCUGGUGUUGAAGUUACAACGGGUCCACUUGGACAGGGUAUUGCAAAUGCUGUUGGAUUGGCCCUUGCUGAGAGGCACCUUGCUGCCCGUUUUAACAAGCCUGACAAUGAGAUCGUCGACCACUACACAUAUGUUAUACUUGGGGAUGGUUGCCAAAUGGAAGGGAUUUCAAAUGAAGUUUGUUCUAUUGCUGGACACUGGGGACUUGGAAAGUUGAUUGCUUUCUAUGAUGAUAACCAUAUAUCUAUUGAUGGAGACACCGAGAUUGCAUUUACUGAAGAUGUGAGUGCUCGGUUUGAAGGUCUUGGGUGGCACACUAUCUGGGUGAAGAAUGGUAACACUGGUUAUGAUGAUAUCCGUGCUGCAAUCAAGGAAGCAAAAGCUGUCACUGACAAGCCGACGCUAAUUAAGGUGACAACUACUAUUGGAUAUGGAUCACCGAACAAGGCAAACUCAUAUAGUGUUCAUGGGAGUGCAUUGGGUGCCAAGGAAGUCGAUGCAACUCGGCAGAACCUUGGAUGGCCUUAUGAGCCUUUCCAUGUACCUGAAGAUGUGAAGAGCCACUGGAGUCGGCAUAUCCCGCAUGGUGCUGCACUUGAGAAAGCAUGGAAUGCUAAGUUUGCAGAGUAUGAGAGGAAAUAUGCCGAAGAAGCUGCUGAGCUGAAGAGUAUCAUUACAGGAGAAUUGCCUGCCGGUUGGGCGGAGGCUCUUCCGAAAUAUACUCCUGAAAGUCCUGCUGAUGCUACAAGGAAUCUAUCUCAGCAAUGCCUGAAUGCACUUGCGAAAGUGAUCCCUGGUUUUCUUGGAGGCAGUGCGGAUCUCGCAUCAUCCAACAUGACACUAUUGAAAAUGUUCGGUGACUUCCAGAAGGCCACACCCGAGGAACGUAACCUCCGUUUUGGUGUAAGAGAACAUGGAAUGGGUGGCAUCUGCAACGGCAUUGCGCUUCACUGCCCAGGUCUUAUCCCCUAUUGUGCGACAUUCUUCGUCUUCACUGACUAUAUGAGAGCAGCUAUCAGAAUUUCAGCCUUGUGUGAGGCUGGAGUCAUCUAUGUGAUGACACAUGAUUCCAUCGGCCUUGGAGAAGACGGACCGACCCACCAGCCCAUUGAGCAUCUGAUUAGCUUCAGAGCAAUGCCCAACAUUCUGAUGCUCCGCCCUGCAGAUGGGAAUGAGACCGCCGGUGCCUACAAGGUUGCUGUGCUCAACCAAAAGAGGCCGUCAAUCCUUGCACUCUCCCGUCAGAAACUUCCUCAACUUGCAGGAACAUCGGUCGAAGGAGUUGAGAAGGGGGGAUACAUCAUCUCAGACAACUCAUCCGGCAACAAGCCAGACCUCAUUCUUUCUGCCACUGGUUCUGAGUUAGAAAUCGCUGCCAAGGCCGGGGAUGAGUUGAGGAAGGAAGGGAAAACAGUCAGGGUGGUCUCACUUGUUUCUUGGGAAUUGUUCGAGGAGCAAUCGGACGAUUACAAGGAGAGUGUCUUCCCUAGCGCCGUCACAGCAAGGGUCAGCAUCGAGGCAGGUUCAACGCUCGGCUGGGAGAAAUACAACGGAAGCAAAGGCAAGGCUAUCGGUAUUGACCGAUUCGGCGCCAGUGCUCCUGCUGGAAGGAUAUACAAGGAGUUUGGUCUCACCGUCGAAAACGUGAUUGCAACAGCCAAAGCUUUAUAGUGGUAUUGGUUGGUAUCAUUCAUUCACUUCCGGGUUUGAAUUGAAAUUUUACUUCCCUGAGCUUACUGCUCAGAGUACCAACUAUGAACUGGUAUAAGUGGCCAUUUUUCAAAAAAGUUUCAUUCAGUUUGGCCCUCAGAGUAAAAUAAAGACUCAUGUUCUCUUCCUCUUUUGUUUUUAUGAUUCAUGGAUUGAAUGCCAUGAGAAUUAUCAAGAUGCUUGCUUGUGGAACUCUGAGUUUUCUCAUUUCCUUUUCUGUACUUUUUUUUGCUCAAGUUCUUGAAUGAGUAUUGGAAAUUUUCAGUAUA